CACGUCCUGAAACGGUUUCGCGGCGAUGCUCCAGCCGAAGCGACCCAAGAAGAAAUGCAUCAAGCUGGAGCUGCCAUCCAUCACGCUGUACGAGCCCGUGUUGUCGGUGAAGCAGACGCGGCACCACGUGCCCCUCGACGAAGUUCCAAACUUGGCACCGUCCGACAUCGUUCGGUCGCCGUCGAAACCACGAAGUCCCCUGCGCCCCGUGGACAAAGUUGCCAUGGCCCUUGGAUCGAAAGCAGCCCACUUGGCGCACCGCGUGAUCAUCCGCCCCAUCUUUGAAGAGCGCAAAGAGUUGCAAGCAGAAGUUGCGCGUCAGAUCUUGGAGCAGCGGAUGCUAGACGAAGAUGAAAUCGACGACUCGAUGCCUACGCAAGACCAGGUGUUGCAUCAAAGCCACGACAUCUUCCAUGCCCGGGUGUUGCUUCCACUGGAAGAGGACGAGGUGCAGGCGAGUCCUGCCGCGGUGGUGGCGCCUUUGGCAGUCUCUCCAACCCCACCGAACCAAACCCGCCUCAACUCCCCCCCAGUCGACACUACCUUUACGUCCGCCUCGCCCUCCUCCACAUCCCUUCGAGGCACAACUUCCCUGACCUCGUUCGCGUCUCCACCAGCCACCAAGCUCAAAGGGCAAAAAUCUGCUGCGUCCUUUGCCGACCCGGCAGAAGAGCGCAUCUUGAAUCGCCGCCGCAGCGACCGGGAACUGCCCCGCAGCGUCGAGAAUACUCAAGACCACAGCCACAUGAUCUUCAUGGUGCCGGAGAAGGUUCUGACCAUGACCAAGCGGGCGUCGCUUCCGUCGUCAACGUCGAUCGCGUCGUUUCGAAGGCCCCUUCAGAAGCUCCUUCUCGCGUUGCCGCGCAUGAUCCAGAACGAUGCGGGUGUCGAUGUCGACUGCACCAUUUCGAUCCACCUCCUGUCAUCGGGCGACGUCACAAUCGCAGUGUCCGAGAAAAUCUCGACGAUUCUGUUGGCUGCACAUGCCACAGGCACCAUACCAUUUGAGCCCAAAGGGCUGACGCUUUCAGCGCCCGACGCGGCCGUUUACUUCGCCGACGAAGAACUCGAAGUGUACUCGCCCAUGUGGACCACGACGUUGGCGUCGCAUGUCGGUGUCGAGCACAAUCAAGUCGUGCUGCUGCCCCCGCCUUCUCGUCAUGUCGUCCUGUCGAUGCAACAAGAUGUCGCGCCCGACGUAUCGCCUCAUGCUGUUCGUGUCCAAGCGGUGGCUGUGCAGAACGGUCUCAGUCUUCGAGUGAGUCCCGACCCGGCCUCGUCUGAAUUGAACCUCCCCGCGAUGCCCCUCCACAUCCACGUAAACGAACACGAACUGGCGCGGGUUAUCCUUCGCAUGGACAACAUGCACGUGGCGUCCGACCACGUAGCUCAGCUAACGCUUCAAAAGGCGUGGUGUGCAAUGUUUCUACAUGACAUGCAUGCCCUCGUCGAGCUUGCGCUCCAGCGACACCAGAGCAGCCCACCGCCAUUCGUUCCCGAGGCCGCAGUCGACGCUCCGUCCAUUUCCUCCGAGGAAUUGUCAACAGAAGCAGUGGUGCCUCCACCGUCUGCCAUGUCGGCCGCAGACUCUGGGUUUGCCUCGGACGAGCUCAAUGACGUGUGUCGAAUCGCGAAGUCGAUGGCAGAAAUCGUGAUGGCGAAUACAGUCUUGUGGAUCCAGAAGCAAGAAGCCGCGCUUUUGUACUCCCGCACAUAUGUCAAGUCGUUUAGUCGGCGACCAGGAGCCACCAAUGUCGUGCUGGCGUCGUACCAGGCCAAGGAACACGAGCGCCGAGCGAUCCUCCUCAUCCUGGACGACAUGCUGGUCCAGUUUCUCCAUUACGAGUGCCGCGUCGAACUCCAUGUCGCGAAAGCGAGCGGUGGUUACAACGACAUCAUCGCGACCCGCAUACAAUCGGCAUUUCGAAUGUGCAUCGAGCGGCGCAAGUAUACUUUGCACCAACGCGUGCGCAAUUCAGCUGCCAAGUUGAUUCAAACGCUGCAGCGCGGCAUCUCGGCUCGGAAGCGAUACAUCGAGCGAAAGCUCGAGCGCGAGCGGUAUCUGUACUUUGGCUUCCGCUCCACGUUGGUCGCCCAGUCCAAGUGGGAUAACCCGACCACCCGCCUGGCGCAACGCACUGCGGCGAUCGAGGCCCGGCGAGUCACAUUUCUCAUGGGGGUCGUCACUGGAGCGUUCCUGUUCCACAAACCCGUCACGACAGCCGUCACGAUGCUUCCUGUCGACGACGUGGUGUCCCUCCUCAACCAGCACGGCAUGGUCGUGGGAUGCCCAUCAAACCUCGGCUCCCUCGUGGCUGAUGCGUUUCAGCAUGCCUAUGGCUGCCAUCACUCGUCGACGGAGGUCGUGUCGGUGGCCUCUGUGCAGACGGCGCUUGUGGCAGUGCUGCGUGGCUUGAAAAGCGACACAUUUGGUCAGCCGCUGCGCUCGCAUCGCGCAAACCCACUGGCUUCGCCUCCGUCAGCAGUGCACGUAGCGCAAGGGGUAUCUCGUUGGUUGCUCAAGUCGACGCCGCCGCUGCACACCGCCAAUUUGGCCAACGUACUUACUCGACGGGAAGCUGCCAUUACCAGUGGCCGACAGUCGGCGCACUUGAUUGCGUAUCACUUUCGAGUGGCCGUGCUCCGCCCGAUGGCGUUUGAAAAGUGCCGUGACGAGUGGAACAAGGACAUGGAGGCUCGGUACGAAGAAGGGUGCCGGCUGGCGCAGUUCUCGGUCGAUGAGCUUGUGUGUUGGGGCAUGGAAAAGCUCCAAGAGGCCGUGAAAGUGUGGGGAUGGGACCCGGACCCGAUGUUUGAAGUGUUCAACGUGUGCCUGACGCAUCGUCUCGGCAAAGCGGCGCUACGCCAAGUAGAAGCCAAAUUCAAUGAGUUUGCGACCGCCAUGAACAACCAUGCGAAGAAGGUCGAAAUCCACUCGUUGCGCGACGAGAUCAACGAGGAACUGCAGGGGUUUGAGAAGCUCCUAGCGUGGCGCUGUCUCAAUGCUGCAAACGACGACCACGUGACGCCGGCCAGCGACCUCCUCCAUGUCCUCCUUCGUGAACAUAGCACGACAGACCACCUUCGCAUGGCGCUCCCAACUGUGCUGCCCGUCGCCACAUACUUGGAAAAGGCUGAAAUCGCCACUCGACUCUUGACUUACUACGCCAACGACCAGUAUGGCCACGCGGUGGUGCUGCUUUUGUGGAGUUGCUUGGACGCCGCGGAGAAUGCGACACUAGAGGCUGGUCAGUUGCUCGAAAAGCUGGCGAAAUCCCCCGGGGUGGGUCAGUUGUCGGGAUUGGCGCGGGCGCUCGAGUUGCUCACGGGAAGCCACCUCUUCCGCCUCCUCGAAUUCUGUGUCAAGGUGUGCCCAUUAAACGAACGAGUGCGAGACGCAAUCCGUACGCACAUGGCACCGUAUGUGAGUGAAGAAGACGCGACGUCUGUCCGACGAAUAAAGAUGGAAGCCCAUCGGAUAUGCCUCGCCAUGUGCAACCUUCCCGACAGCCCCGAGCGACGCCGUUUGGUUGCGUCGCGAUUUGGCCGCACCGAGAUGCAGUCUGCGACGGAAUUCUGGACCGCGUACGAGCGCCUGUUUGGCGAAAUGGACCAGGGGUACGCCCAAGUGUCGAUGGAAUCUGUACCAUUGGCGACGUUAUGACACAAUUGAAUUCAAACGUUGCUCUAGUUAGUUGCUCAGACACAUCGUAUGCACACGCAUUCUAGCAACAGCACGUUGUCGCUGUAUCGCCUUGACCGGUGGAGCAUCAUCAGCAGGGAAACUUUAGUUUUGCUUGGGCUUGAAUGACUCUGGGAUGAUCGGGCCGUCGUACUGGUCAGUGGGGUAUCCGAGGUUGCGGCGAAUAGGCACAAUGACCAGAGGCGACAGGACGCCCACGGCGCCCAGCACUGUGGACAGCACCACCACAGGCUCUCUGUCGAAGUAGUAGCGGACAAACUUGGCGGCUCCAGCAAACACCAUGGUCUCGGCGGUCGGACUUGGUCGUAAGAGUGGCGGAGGCAGCCAGAGGGGAC
Messenger RNA from Aphanomyces invadans, 4038 nucleotides. RefSeq lists its product as hypothetical. The record is from RefSeq and is a predicted model, not a curated record. The transcript has 7 exons. Gene Ontology annotation, molecular function: protein binding. The coding region runs from base 26 to 3664 and encodes 1212 amino acids. Lineage: Eukaryota; Oomycota; Saprolegniomycetes; Saprolegniales; Verrucalvaceae.